UUUUAGUUUUCUGCCGACUGCUGGGAGCAACGGCAGCACAUUUCUUACUUUUUUGUUUUUUAAUUCUGUCGUCGGUCGUUACCGAAGAAAAAGACACUGUGAUUGUCAAAUUUACGGUAUUUUUUGGCAAAAUCAUAUCUACCGUCUUUUUGAGAAGGACUCUGUGAGUCUGACUUACAAUCUAACGGUUAAUUUUAAUAAAUUAUCCAAAUCGGUGAAAAAUACCAAAAUACCUACGAAUUUUGCAUUUUUAGUUAAAAUAGAAAUUUCGUGACGUCACAGUGUUGUAGUCUGGCAUCGAUUUAUCUGUAAAACAAAAUAAAACCUCAUCAAUCUCUACGCGGCGGUCUACCCCUCUGUCCGUCGACGCCGCCGCCGUCUCCGCUUGCCGACAACCACAACGACGACGACGACGUCUACCUUUGUCAUAUUCGUGUUUCCUUUUAUGGUUUAUAAAUGUUGUACAUAAGGCAGUCAGUAACCUCAUUUUAGAAUAACUCUAAAAAAAACAAAAACAAAAUAAGAGAAACAAAUCGUUAUUUUUGUUAAGUUAAAGUUUAAGGCGUUUUUUGCAAUAAAUGUAAAAUAAAAAUCUCGAAUUUAUUAAAGGUGCAUUUUACAUUUUAAUUUGUUUUUUGUUUUCUCAAUCUACGACAAUUUUUUAAUCGAGUGCUGCCCAUUUUACAUCUUCAUAAUCUUCACAGUGCUUUACUCUUUCUUUGUCGAUUAAGUGUUCUUUGUCUAGCUGCUGCAGAUUUUUAACGUUAAAAAGUGCAUCAAAAAUUAGAAAAGAAAUAAAAAGUACCUAAUAAAAAUUAUUCAAGAUGAAUCGGACGAAAAGAAAAAUUGUGAAACCCCCAAAUCCGGUGGUGAAGGCGAAUUUUCUAUCAAAGUGGAGUUUCUGGUGGAUGAAAGAUCUGUUUCGUCGUGGUCUUCAGGGGCCUCUCACCGAAGAAGAACUCUACGAGCAUAAAAACAGUCUCGACAGCGAACGUGUGACUGAGAUAUUCGCGCGUCUCUGGGAAGAAGAGAAACUGCGAAAGAAACCCAGCAUAGUCAAGCUGAUAUUUCGUGUCUAUGGAACGAAAUUCGUGCCUCUAGGUUUUUUCUACUCAAUUCUAGAAUCAGCAACCAAAGCACUCCAGCCAUUGUUUCUGGGAAACUUAGUAUCAUACUUCGUAGCUGAACAAACCGCUCUAACAGAACACGAUGCCUAUCUGUACGCUCUGGGCAUUGUCAUUUGUUCCUUAUUGCCAAUUAUGACAUUCCACCCAUUUAUAUUUUACAUCUUCCAAGUGGGCACAAAAGUUCGUCUGGCUCUGUCGGGGCUGGUGUAUCGGAAAUGCCUUAAGGUUUCGAAGAGUGCCUCAAAUGACGGACUACGAGGGCGGGCUAUAAAUAUCAUAUCAAAUGAUCUCGGACGCUUCGAUGUUGCUCUUUGCUUCCUGCACGAUCUGUGGAAGGGUCCAUUAGAGUCUCUACUGAUUGGUUACCUUAUGUACCGGGAGAUUGGCCUCUCAGCUGUGCUGGGUGUGUCUUUUAUGCUUAGUUUUAUUCCUCUGCAAGCUUGGGUCGCUAAGAAGGCUGCUUAUUACAGACGUUUGACUGCCGAGCGGACAGACGUCAGAGUGAAACUUAUGAAUGAGAUUAUCCAAGGAGUGCAGGUGAUUAAAAUGUACGCAUGGGAGAAGUCCUUCGCCAAGGUAAUAGCUCAGGUCCGGCUGAAAGAAGUUAAUGCUAUUCGUGGAACGUCUUACAUCUAUGCGGCUCUCAGUUGCACAACAAUGAUCUCAAAGCUUUCGGUGUUUUUGAGUAUAGUGUCGUAUGUGUAUAUGGGAGAUGCUAUCACAGCGAAAAGGGUCUUCACGGUCUCGUCCUACUUCAGCAUGCUAAAUGAGUCUAUGGUGCACUUUUGGCCUCUGGCCAUCACAUUCUGUGCCGAGGCAGUUGUAUCGGCUAAUCGUUGUAAGGAGUUCCUGCUCGAAGCUGAGGAUCUAGCUAAACCUAGAAAAACCAAAGAUGAAGCACGGCGACCCACAAUUGUGAUAGACAAGAAGAGUGAAAUCAACGGAAACGCUAUCGUUACUCCCGCAAGUCCCAUUAUCAUAAACAGAAAAUUCAACCCCAACGCCGAUAAGAAAUGUGUUGUCCUGAAGAAUGCUUAUGCGUCUUGGAACAAAAUGGACGAUAACAAGAACGCCGCCAUCGAGGAUUUCAACCUAGACAUUCAGCGCAAUACAUUGGCAGCAGUAGUGGGACCUGUUGGGGCAGGGAAGUCGACGCUGUUGAAUGUGCUCCUGGGUGAAGUGUCUUUGAAUCAGGGCUCAGUGAAUGUAGACGGAAAAAUCAGCUAUGCUUCUCAGGAGCCUUGGGUUUUCGAAGGAACCAUUCGUGACAACAUAAUAUUCAUCGAAAACUACAACGAACGACGCUAUCACAAAGUCUUGAGGGUCUGCGCUUUGGAGCGGGAUCUGGAAAUCCUGCCAUAUGGCGAUCUGACCGUUGUUGGUGAAAGAGGAGUCAGUCUCAGUGGUGGUCAGAAGGCUCGUAUAAAUCUAGCGAGAGCAAUCUACCGCAAAGCCGAUAUAUACCUCCUGGAUGAUCCUCUAUCCGCCGUCGAUACACAUGUGGGAAAGCACAUUUUCGAGAAUUGCAUCAGGGACUUCCUUUCGGGUAAAAUUCGCAUCUUGGUUACUCAUCAAAUUCAGUACCUCUUUGAUGUCGAGAAACUGAUUUUGAUGGGUGCUGGUCGCAUUGUUGCCCAAGGAAGCUUCCAAGAACUGCAGCAGUCGAAACAGUUCGACUUUUUAUCCCAUAGCACUAAUCAUGAUGAUGGAGGAGAUACAAUCAGUGUUCACAGCAAAAUCUCAAAGAGUGACAGUGAGAAGAGUCUGGAGCAUUUGCACCAACAGAUGCCCACAGUAGACUUGGCCGACGACAAUAAAGAAGUUCAAAUGGUGGGCUCGGUUAAGUUCAGUGUCUAUGCGUCGUACUUCAAGGCUUUGGAGAGUACAGUCGCUCUAUCUUUCAUACUUGGACUAUUUGUGUUGUCUCGAGUUAUGUUGACUGGAGUUGAUUAUUUCAUCUCAAGAUGGGUCAUUUGGGAGGAAAAUGUGGCCUUAACUCGACAGGAUAUGAUCGCUCAUCUAAACGAAACAACUUUAAGUCAAAAUAUAACAUUAAUCGAAGAGGAUUUAAUUAAAUCCACGGACGAGGAUAGUCGUAGAACAAAUAUUGUGAUAUUUUAUUCUGUGCUCUUGGCAACAACAGUUUUGGUCUUUCUUGUUAGAACUUUUGGUUUCUUUAAAAUGUGCCUUAGAAUUUCAUUGAAAUUACACGAUCGGCUAUUUCGUGGUAUAACUCGAGCGAGUAUGUAUUUCUUCAAUAAGAACUCAUCGGGAAGGAUUUUGAAUCGUUUUUCAAAGGAUAUCCGAACCGUCGAUGGAGAUUUACCUCAUACGCUUAUUGAUUGUUUAUAUUUUGCCAUGGAUGUAUCUGGAGUUCUCAUCAUUGUGGCUAUAGCAAAUUACUGGCUUCUAGUUCCUGCCUUCGCCGUUGUGACUUUAUUGUAUCUAGUUCGAUAUUUAUACGUGAAUACCAGCCGAAGUGUUAAGCGAAUUGAAUCAAUUUCUCGAAGUCCUAUUUAUUCACUAACAAACCAAACAUUCCAAGGUCUUACUACCAUUCGAGCUUUGGAAGCCCAAAAAGAACUCGAAAGUGAAUUUCAUGCUUAUCAAAAUGCAAACACUUCGUCUUGGUUCCUCUUUCUAGCCUGUACUCGUGCCUUUGCCUUAUGGUCUGAUUGCAUCUGUUUUGUAUACAUCACUGCCGUAACUUAUAGCUUCUUGGUGCUGAGUCAAGAUUUCGAUAGUGGAGAUGUGGGAUUGGCUAUAAUGCAAUCGAUUAGUAUGGUUGGAAUGUGUCAAUGGGGAAUGCGUCAGACUGCCGAGCUGGAAAAUCAAAUGACCAGUGUUGAGAGAAUAAUCGAGUACACUGAAACUGCUCCAGAACCUCCAUUGGAAACCCCAGAGAAAUUCAAACCACCUGUAGACUGGCCUAGUAAGGGAAAGAUUGAGUUUAAUGACUUUAAGUUGCGUUAUUCAGAAGGAGAGCCGGUAGUUUUGAAGGACCUUAAUUUCAUUAUUGAACCGAGGGAGAAAAUUGGUAUUGUGGGUCGAACUGGUGCUGGAAAAUCAUCAAUCAUUCAAUCGGUGUUUCGAUUGGCGUGUAAUGAAGGUUCCAUCUCAAUCGAUGGAAUUAACAUUGAAACUCUGGGGCUUCACGAUUUGCGAAGUCGAAUUUCGAUCAUUCCACAAGAUCCUGUUCUGUUCUCAGGAACGCUGCGGUAUAAUUUAGAUCCUUUCGAAUCAAAGGGUGAUGCUGAGAUGUGGAAGGCAUUGGAAGAUGUAGAACUGCGCUCAUAUGUUUCGACAUUAAUUGGUGGUCUUAACUGUCGUCUCUACGAUGGUGGCUCCAACUUUAGCAUGGGUCAGAGACAGCUUGUCUGUCUGGCUAGGGCUAUCCUGAGAAAUAAUAAAAUUCUUAUCCUUGAUGAGGCCACAGCUAAUGUUGAUCCUGAGACGGAUAAGUUAAUUCAAAGAACAAUUCGAACGAAAUUCGCCGAUUGCACUGUUCUAACCAUUGCCCAUCGAUUGCACACGGUCAUGGAUAGUGAUCGAGUUAUUGUUAUGGAUGCCGGUCAAGUUGUGGAACUAGCUCAUCCACAUGAUCUUCUUCAGAUAUCAGGAGGUUAUCUGCGACAGCUAGUCGAUCAAACAGGCUACACAACUGCCUCUAUACUUAAAGAAACUGCUCACAAAAACUAUAAAGACAAAUAUAGUAAAGCGUUAGAAAGUAAAAGUGAAUAAAAUAGAUAAACUAAUAACUGUGGUAAUAAAAUUUCUACUUAAAACAAUUUUGUUAUUAUAAAAUUAUAUUCGUAUGUACUUAGUUUUAUUAGUCGCUAGCAGUAUUAAUCUGUUCUAAUAUUGUGUCGAAAUUUUCAUUAAUUUGUUUUCUUUUUUUUAAAUCAAUUAUUUUUAUUUACAACUCUUUAUUUGAAUUAAGUUUAAAUUUUUCAUUUAAUUUAUUGUACUUAAGCUGUAAUUAUAUAAACAAAAGAAGGAAAAAAACAAAAAAGUCAAUAUAGCAAUAUAUAUUUUUCUACUGCACUAAAAAAGUAUAUUUUG
Eupeodes corollae is the source of this 5189-nucleotide messenger RNA. It is a transcript of the gene rdog, whose product is annotated as probable multidrug resistance-associated protein lethal(2)03659. Gene Ontology annotation, cellular component: membrane. The coding region runs from base 825 to 4868 and encodes 1347 amino acids. The transcript has 7 exons. Gene Ontology annotation, molecular function: ATP hydrolysis activity; ATP binding; ABC-type transporter activity. The record is from RefSeq and is a predicted model, not a curated record. Gene Ontology annotation, biological process: transmembrane transport. Lineage: Eukaryota; Metazoa; Arthropoda; Insecta; Diptera; Syrphidae.